Messenger RNA from Dracunculus medinensis (Guinea worm), 1248 nucleotides. Lineage: Eukaryota; Metazoa; Nematoda; Chromadorea; Rhabditida; Dracunculidae. The record is from the annotation of a GenBank genome assembly.
AUGACAACACGAUCCGCGACAAUUAUUGGUCCAUGUAUUAUAUGCGGUGAGGAUUCAAAUGGACGACAUUAUGGCGUUAUUGCUUGUCUUGGAUGUAAAACAUUUUUUCGAAGGCUCGUAUUUUUAGAAUUUUAUCUUUUUUAUUUUUUUGAAUUUCGGGCAGUUAUACAAAAACAGGAUAUAAAGUGCAAGCGAAUGGAAUCGUGUGAUAUCGAAAAAGCAGCAAGAAGAGCUUGUCGAGCUUGCAGAUAUAAAAAAUGCCUUAAAAUGGGAAUGACACGAGAAGCUUUGCAACCACGCCGAGAUUUAAUUGGUUGUCGGCAGUAUCGUUCUUUAAAUAGUGAAAAUAAUUUUUCACGGAUUGGCAUUGAUAGUGCAUUGUCGAAAACUACUUUUGAUCGUAAACUUGUUGACCUUAUAUCGCAAUUGACAUUAAUUGAUAAAGAAAUGCGUGAGAAAAAAUUUGAAUUGAUGAAAGCUAAGAACGAGGCGAAAAAGUUAUCUGAAAUGCUAAAACAAGGUAACGAAACGAUGAAGGGAAAAUUCAUGAUCAUGCUAUCAAAUGAUAUCACUAAUGUGACGCAAACUGAUCUUUUAAUAAUGCUUGAGUGGACCAAAACACUUCCGUGUUUUCCGAAACUUCCGAUAUCUGAUCGUAUUGCACUUCUAAAACGAUUCGCUGUUCAAUAUCUUGUAUUGGAGCACGGAUAUUAUACUGCUCAGUUAGGUGUGGAAAAUGUUUGGCUUAUUUCGAAUGGAACUUGUAUGCCGCGCAAUAUUAAUGAAAUAUCGGAUGAAAUGAAGGAAUCAGUAACUGCUGAACGAAUAUGGAGGCAGGAGAAACUCUAUAAACAAAUGACUGAUUCAUGUAUCGAUGAAGUUGCAAUGCCGUUGAGGAGGCUUAAAUUGAUGCCUGAAGAGUUGGUUGCAUUAAAGAUUAUUAUGUUAUUUCGUUAUGGCAAUCAUACUAGUAUAGGACUCACUGAAUCGGAGAUAUCGGAUGAAACUCGUCAACGAAUUAUACAGUGUCGGGAUCACAUCAUUGCUGCUUUGUUUGCUUUCUAUGAUUCAAUCAAUUAUUCAAAUUAUGCAGGUGAACGCUUUGGCAACGUGAUUCUUACUAUAUCGGGUAUUGUAUCAGCUGCUUCAUCAAUGCUAGAAAGUUAUCAAGUCAUGCGAUUAUUCAAGAUCGUCAUUUUUGAUCAUAUUUCCGAGCAAUUGCUUUUUAACAAUUGCGAUAUUACAUAA